AUGUCCAGAGAAAGGGACAGAUCAUUUGAUGAGAUAGGGAAGAAGAUCAAGAGAGAGAUCGAUGCAUCUUCUCAAAUGGGAAGGAGACAUAUGUUGGGUCUUCCAGGGACAUUGAACACUGUCACCCCUUGCGCUGCAUGUAAGCUUUUGAGAAGAAGAUGUGCUGAAGAAUGCCCUUUUUCCCCCUAUUUCUCCCCACUUGAACCCCAGAAAUUCGCUGCUGUUCACAAAGUCUUUGGUGCUAGCAACGUUUCCAAGAUGCUCAUGGAGGUGCCGGAGAGCCAGAGAGCCGAUGCAGCGAAUAGUUUGGUGUAUGAAGCAAACGUGAGGCUUAGAGAUCCAGUAUAUGGAUGCAUGGGUGCAAUUUCAGCUUUGCAACAACAGGUUCAAUCUUUACAGGCUGAACUUAGUACAAUAAGGGCUGAGAUAUUGAAAUAUAAGUAUAGGGAAGCUGCAAAUAGUUUAAUUGCUUCCACUCAGCCUGCUUUGGUCUCCUCUGGGGCCGUGUUGGAUGCGAGGGCCCCGCCAGCUGCUCCACCCACCCCUCCUCCACGACCUCCUCCUCCACCGCCACCGUUGCCUUCUGUCAUUGUUUCUGCUUCCUCUUCUGCUGCUUUGUAUUCAUCAAAUUCGAUCACUGCAAGCUUUGACACCAUCCCAAAUAAUAACACUUCAUACUUCAACUAA
This is a messenger RNA of Ilex paraguariensis (yerba mate), 687 nucleotides long. The record is from the annotation of a GenBank genome assembly. NCBI's taxonomy places the organism in Eukaryota, Viridiplantae, Streptophyta, Magnoliopsida, Aquifoliales, Aquifoliaceae.